Molecule: messenger RNA, 3495 nt
Organism: Oryzias latipes (Japanese medaka)
Lineage: Eukaryota; Metazoa; Chordata; Actinopteri; Beloniformes; Adrianichthyidae
Gene: mecp2
Product: methyl CpG binding protein 2
Biological process (GO): negative regulation of transcription by RNA polymerase II
Cellular component (GO): heterochromatin; nucleus
Molecular function (GO): methyl-CpG binding; double-stranded methylated DNA binding; chromatin binding
Source: RefSeq, a predicted model, not a curated record
GGCGGGGUGCGGUGGAGGGGCUGUUUGGCUUUUUUUAUAUAAAAUUAUUUAUUUAAAUAAAAAUGGCCGCUGUGGAGAGCGCGGAGGAGAGGCUGGAGCCAGAGCCAGGGAGUGAGGAAAGACCAGUUGAACCCCAGGCUCCCAACAGGGACAAGUCCCAUAGCAAGAAGGCUCAUCGAGAGCGUCUUUACGUUGAGCAGGGUGUGGCCAUAACUGGCUCAGCUUCAAAGCCGCCACCACAGAGCCAGGAGACUGAACCAGAGGCCGGUCCCUCAGAACCAAGACCAGGGUCUGAAUUGGAGGAAUCUCCCAGACAGCGGCGCUCCGUCAUUCGAGACCGUGGGCCCCUGUACGAUGACCCCACACUUCCACAGGGCUGGACCCGCAAACUGAAACAGAGGAAAUCCGGACGCUCUGCAGGAAAAUUUGACGUUUACCUGAUCAACUCAGAAGGAAAGGCGUUUCGCUCCAAGGUGGAGCUAUUGGCAUACUUCCAGAAGAUUGGGGACACCACCACCGACCCCAAUGACUUUGAUUUCACCGUCACUGGUCGUGGAAGCCCUUCCCGGCGUGAAAAACGUUCUCCCAAGAAACCAAAGGUGGUAAAACCAUCCGGGCGAGGCCGCGGGCGCCCCAAAGGCAGCGGUAAGGUGCGACAGGCUACUGAGGGUGUGGCCAUGAAACGUGUGGUUGAGAGGACCCCAGGCAAACUCCUGGUAAAAAUGCCCAUUGGCAAGGCAGAGAGCUCCACUGGAACCAUGGUGGCAUCUCCUGUCCUGUCUUCCAAGUCCCGCCCCGGCAGAAAGAGGAAGUCUGAACAGGAGCUCCAACCUCCUCCUCAACCCCCUUCUAAGAAACGGGGGAGAAAACCUGUGGCGUCCUCCACAGCGGCGGCAGCUGCCACAGCCUCCACCUCCUCUGCAACAUCGUCCAGUAGUUCAGCAGCUGGAAGCUACGCUGUCACCGCCAUCUUGGCUGCUGAGGCCAAACAGAGAGCUGGAAAGGAGUCAACCGUCAAGCCAACUGUCCAGGAAACCGCUCUGCCCAUUAAAAAACGCAAAACAAGGGAGACGGUGGAGGAUGUGGAGACUGUUCACAUGCCCGUGGUGACGCCUGCUGAGAGCCAAGUGAAAGCUUUGGCAGAGGAAGGAGGAACAGCAGAGGGGGCUUCCUGUUUGGAUCUUCAGGAAACCCCCCCUGAACAGAGCCAGGCACAGUCACUGAAGAGCUCUGCUGGUUCUGGGGGCCCGCAGACACAAAAGGGGCGUAAGCAUAAGGAGAAAACAGGAGAUGAAGGCAGCAGACAACCAGAAGCCGGUGAGGAUGAAGGAGGAGGUGGCAGAAGUAGCACCGGCCAUUCAAAAAGCCACAAAAGGAAGGAGAGACCACCUCGCAAACACCACCAACAUCACCAUCAUUGCCACCAACAGGCGUCUGCGGCAGGGUUAGACCAGCGCUCGCGUCCUGCCCUCUCUCCAGUCACCCAACACUCGGACUCUUCCCGUAAGUCAAAGCCACAGGUAAUAUCCCACAGCGGGCCUGAGCUCAACCCUGAUGUGUCCCGGCAAGUGGCACUCGGGCCACUUCCUGGACAGAAAUUCGUUGCUGGGUCUGAGCCCAAGCCUCAUCCUCGUGUUCCCCAGCCCUGCCUUCAGUCGCAGGAUCCCAGUCAGACACAAGCCCAUACUCAACAGCUGGUACCCCAGUCCUCCUCUGCCUGGCAUGUCAUGGCCCAGCCCCCAGCCCAAAGAUUUCAGUCCUCCCCCCAAAUCCACAGUCCUCCCCAGUCUAACAGUCAGAAACUCCAGUCAAAACCUGCCCACUCCCCAUCUCAGCACAGAACACAGCUUCAGGCUCAGCAGGACCCAUCUCAAUCCACACCCAAGCUACAGGUUCAUCCACAGCAAACCAGACACCCGCAGUCCCAAACCCAACCACCUACAGCACCUCAGCUUCUAAAACAAGCUUCACCCCAAGCCAUUUCCCAGAUGAGACAACAGUCCCCACCUCAUUCGUCGCUUCAGCCUCAACUCCACAGUCACAGCAGAAUUUCACUCCAAUCCCAGUCUAAGCUUCCGACCAGGACCCCAACACAACCCCAGUCCCAACCCCAACCAAGAGCCCCAUCACAGCCUCUGACCAGGACCCCAACACAAUUUAGGGGCCAACUUCAAGGCCAGCACAAGUUUCAACCCCAGCCUAGAACCUUAGCCCAAUCACAGUCUCUACCCCAACCCAGAAUCUCCACCCAGCUUCAUUCUCACCCAGAGACUCAGACCACAACACGACUUGAGGGCCAACCUCACACAAGGAUCCCCUCCCAGAUACAGUCUCUUCCACAAUCCAGAAUCCAGACCGAGUCCCAUUCCGACCCCCAGGACAGGACCUCUUCCCAACCUCAGCUUGUACCCCAGUCUCAGCAUGAAGUGCCCCAACCACAGAUAAAGCCCCCUCUGCAACACCAAAUCCAGCCACAGUGCAGACCCCAACCUAGACACCCUACGUCCCAUUCCAGACCGUCUGUGCUCCAUUCUCAAGUGCAGCCCCAGUUUCAGAGGAGUCAUAUACAACAUCCUGAGCCCCCCACUCAGCUAACUACUCCGCAUGCACUCCACCCUUCUCCCCCUACUUUCACUCCGACCAACCCUGUCCCUGUCCCGCAGAACCAGACUGAGCCCCAGGACCUGAGUACCACACGGCCCAGCCGGGACAGCCAGCUUGUGAGAAAAGAGGUCGGAGUGGAGGGUAUGAGGGCCGAGGGGAGGGGGGAGCCCAUCACAACACCUGAGAACAGAGAGUCAAACAGCACGUCAGUGCCUCCAACCCCCCCAGGAGCCAGCGGGGCGGCGGGUGUCGAUGGUAGGGUGAGGCUGCCAGAGGACAUUGUCCCUGCUGUCCCCCAUCCCAGCCGUGAGGAGACUGUGGAGUCGAGAACUGCCGUCAGCGAGAGGGUUAGCUGAUUGGUCGGACAGAACCAGGCGGGGGACUGUGGCCGGGCUGCUAGGGGUGGGGGCGCCUCACAGGCCUGAAGGAGCAGCGCAGCUUCUGUUUGGACUGCGGGUUUGAGGAGACGCUGGUCUGUAGCGACGGCCAGAGUCAAAACCAAACUGUGUGUGUGCGUGUGUGUAUGUGUGUGUAUAUAAUCAAAAGGCAGCUGUUGUGUCCCGCUGGUCUCUGUGGGAUGGGUUUGAAACCGUGAUGCUUAACACAUUACUCUGACCAGAUGUUGCUUCCAGAAUAUAACCUGUUUAGUUUUUGUUUGUCAGCAUUCUUAUGUCUGUUUUCUAGAGCUUUAAACUCGUGUUACUGUCAGAGUGUGAUGAUGGUCCUGAAGGCCUCAGAGCAGAUGUGAGGCGCUGUCCUACGGUGGCCCUGAAGUACAAAUCACUCACCACAAAAACGUGUGAAAGAUCACAACAGCAAUGUAAAAACCAACACAAGUAAUAACAAAAGACAACAUUACAUUUUCAAACCAAAACAUUUCAGAAAUCCAAA